GUGACUUUUCUUCCAGAUUCUCUUCUUGAUUAGAAUUACCAUGUGAAAGUUCAGCAGGGAGAGACUCGUUUCGAAUUGUUGGGUGCGAGAGAAACUGGCUGGUCCGUGGUCUGAGAAGUCGUUCUCAUUGGAAAGCAAUUGGGAUUCAAAUGGUGAACGCGAGGAGAGGAGCGUGGAUUGUGAGCAACGGGUCGGGAAGUCCGUUGGUGUGCCGAUGGCCUGUAGUGGGUCGUUGCCUGGUCUCCAAUGAAAGAACAGGCUGGCGGAGAGAAUAGCCACCAGAAAGAGGUGGCCUCAUCGUCAGGCCAAAAGCCACGAACAGCUGCGACUAGCGCUGAAACAAAUUUCGGAGAAUACGAAGACAACGAGUGGGACGUAGGGAUCGGAAAUUUGAUCGACGAUCUUGAUGCCGACAUCGAGAAAAGUGCGGCGGAAGUGAGUGACGGGAAUAAUCUGGAGGAGGUUUCCGGGAUGCCGGCCAGUGACACCGGCCUCUCAUCCUCUGGGGCGACACGCGGCGGCAAAUUACCGCCAACAAAUUCUCCCGUUGUUGCUUCGCCGAAUGUGCAGCAUUCCGCUACAGUUGAAAAAGGUCUCAAAAUGAAAAUUAAACGUACGAAGCCGGCCAGCGGGUCGAGAAGUGCUGAAAAGCACGAAAUUGUAAAACCAGUGGAUCCGGAGUCCAACGGGAAACGUUCUCAGGCUCCUGUGGGUGUGCGUAAAGAUAAAGACAAAGACGUGAAUUCUAGUGAAGUGAUCGUUAAAUCUGAAAACCAAGAUUUCGCGGCGAAUGAUGUCUGGGGUUGUUCAUCCGCUGCUUUGUCGAACCAGGCUUCUUCCAACGCUGGCAGCGGCCCUACACCCAAGAAAAAACCGAAGCUGGAGCAAGACUCCGAAGUUGAUGCAUCAUCGUCCGAGUCGUCCCCAUCCGUCCCUGAACCACGGGCAACUUCAGACGCGUGUGUCGGAACCAGUGUUGGCACCGUAACGGAGCCGGAUUGCCUCGGACCUUGCGAGCCGGGUACUUCAGUGAUCCUUGAAGGAAUCGUUUGGCAGGAAACUGAUACUGCUCCUCGCUCCUACUUCGCGGAGGAAUCGUUUCGCAAUACUAUACAGGUGUACUCCAGCCAUCGACAUUUUUUCUGGCCACUGAAGACCUUGCAGUGCAGCUGCCGAGUUUCUCAAGCUGUGUGCAAUGGCCUUCCGAGGGGUCUCAUGUUUGCUCCAGGGCAACAGAAGACCAAAAAUUGA
Molecule: messenger RNA, 1251 nt
Organism: Notodromas monacha
Lineage: Eukaryota; Metazoa; Arthropoda; Ostracoda; Podocopida; Cyprididae
Source: the annotation of a GenBank genome assembly